Molecule: messenger RNA, 2037 nt
Organism: Rana temporaria (common frog)
Lineage: Eukaryota; Metazoa; Chordata; Amphibia; Anura; Ranidae
Product: 1,25-dihydroxyvitamin D(3) 24-hydroxylase, mitochondrial-like
Exons: 11
Coding region: 373-1863 (496 amino acids)
Biological process (GO): cortisol metabolic process; cholesterol metabolic process; glucocorticoid biosynthetic process
Cellular component (GO): mitochondrial inner membrane
Molecular function (GO): monooxygenase activity; iron ion binding; heme binding
Source: RefSeq, a predicted model, not a curated record
UUGGCUUGGCUUUGUUAGCUAGGCUUUGCUACUGCAGGAAGGUGCAUGAACUUUAAGAAGUGCACUUGAUGUAGUGUACUUGAACAUUAGACUAUUGAACUGGUCCAUCUUUUCAACUAGUGAAGAACAAACUCGGUCUUACUUUAUUGGUGUAAACAUUCUGUUUUUUUCAAACACUUUAAAGCUCAUCCCCUUGAAACUUUAAGCCAAUGAUAUCCAAGAGUACUGUAUGCCCUUUUUUGAACUGCCCCAUAUAUAGACAAGAUUAUCUUGUUCUCCCAUACACUUUUCUCUAGCACAUUUUUUCUCUUAGAAAAUUCAGCACUCUACAUCGAUUAUUGUAAUUAAGCUUGUUGAGUAUAUACACUUGCAAUGAAGACUUUUUCAUUUCUGUUGCCUCUUACUAUGCCUGAGAUUUUAAUACACAAGGCGUUUUUUCACACACCAACCAAAUGUGUUGGCUUAGCAAAAAGACUUGUGCCUUUUUGUAAUAUCCCAGGUCCUGUUGACCUGCCUGGCAUUGGAAGUUUCCUUAAUAUUCUUUGGAAUGGAGGGUUACAAAAUCAACAUGAAAUUAUGUUAAAAUAUCAUCAACAGUUUGGAGGUAUUUUCAAGAUGAAUCUUGGAAUUUUUAAGUCAGUGCAAAUUGGAGACCCAGAUUUACUAGAAACCCUUCUAAGAAAAGAAACAAUGUAUCCAAAGAGAAUGGAGAUUAAACCUUGGAAAAUGUACAGAGAAUAUAGAGGAGAAGAGUAUGGUCUGCUUACACUUGAAGGAGAAGAAUGGCAUAACAUGAGAAAAACUGUGCAAGGUCACCUCAUGAGACCUAAAGAAAUAGCAAAAAUGGAUGUGAAGAUUAAUGAGGUACUGAAAGAUUUUAUCAAGUACAUUAGCCAAAUAUGUGACCAAGAUGGGAAAAUUGGUGAUUUGUACCUUGAACUAAACAAACUUUCAUAUGAAAUAAUUUGUUCAGUCCUGUACAAUGAGAGAUGUGGACUUCUCCAAGAAGCUUGUACCGAAGAUGCCUUGACUUUCAUAAAAUCAGUAAAAAAGAUGAUGCAGUACUUAGGCCCUCUGAUUGUAACUUCAGCAGAUCUUCACAAGCAAUUUAACACAAGAUCAUGGCAAAAACAUACAGAAGCUUGGGAUUAUAUCUUUUCAACAGCAAAAUGUUUUAUUGACAAGAGAUUAAAAUCCAACCCUGCAUGGAGCAAUGAUUUACUUAACACAAUCUCCUCUAAUCAUCCCCUCACCAAGAAACAGCUAUCUGGUCUGUUUACUGAACUGCAGAUUGGAGGUGUAGAAACUACAGCAAAUUCUCUAUUAUGGUUAAUAUACAAUUUAUCAAGACACAGUGAUGUGCAGGAAAAAGUUCUAGAUGAAAUCCGAGCUGUUCUACCACCAGGCCAGUCACCAUCUGCUGAGCAUUUACAAAAGAUGCCAUAUCUGAAGGCUUGCAUUAAAGAAUCCAUGAGACUAACACCUACAGUGCCUUUUACCAGUCGAACAAUGGAGGAGGACACAAAUCUUGGUGGAUAUGUAAUUCCUAGAGGCGUUAUCACAAUGAUUAAUUUUCAUGCAAUGACAUGGAAUGAAGAUUACUUUCCUGAUGCACGAGAAUACAAACCUGAAAGGUGGUUGAAGCCAAGAGCUUCAGUUAACCCAUUUGCAAGCACUCCUUUUGGAGUUGGAAAAAGAAUGUGUGUUGGAAGACGUUUGGCAGAGUUGCAGCUUCAGUUGGCUUUGUGUUGGAUAAUCCAAAACUUUUACAUAUGUGCAACUGACAAUGAACCUUGCAAAGGCAUUAUCUCAGGGCUCAUGAUUCCAUCACGACAACUGCCUGUAUCUUUGAAGAAGCGAUAGUUACUCUUACGGUUCAUAUUUUUAGCAAUAUGUAUUUCUUUAAAAAUGUGUAAUGAUUCAAUUGAUUAAUAUAUAACAUUCUUAUCUUUUUAAAUACGGUUAUGCCAAAAUGUUUGAUAUAACUGCUUACAAAUAACAUUUUAUUUUGUUUGAUAGUUUUUUAAUAUUGCCAAA